Vicugna pacos (alpaca) is the source of this 2676-nucleotide messenger RNA. Lineage: Eukaryota; Metazoa; Chordata; Mammalia; Artiodactyla; Camelidae. The record is from RefSeq and is a predicted model, not a curated record.
CAAAGGGGCGGGCCCAUGGCAGGUGGAGGAGGGAGUAGUGGCUCCAAUCCUUUCCGGCAUCUGGAGAAGAGUGCUGUCUUACAGGAGGCUCGUAUAUUCAAUGAAACACCCAUCAAUCCAAGAAGAUGUUUGCAUAUUCUUACAAAGAUUCUGUACUUAUUGAACCAGGGGGAACAUUUUGGAACUACGGAAGCCACAGAAGCCUUCUUUGCAAUGACUCGAUUGUUUCAAUCUAAUGAUCAAACAUUGAGACGAAUGUGCUACCUUACCAUCAAAGAAAUGGCCAACAUCUCUGAGGAUGUGAUAAUUGUUACAAGCAGUUUGACUAAGGACAUGACUGGAAAGGAAGAUGUGUACCGAGGCCCCGCCAUCAGGGCUCUCUGCAGAAUCACUGAUGGAACGAUGUUGCAGGCCAUUGAAAGAUACAUGAAGCAGGCCAUUGUGGAUAAAGUCUCCAGUGUGUCCAGUUCAGCACUGGUAUCUUCCUUACACAUGAUGAAGAUAAGCUAUGAUGUGGUUAAGCGCUGGGUCAAUGAAGCCCAAGAAGCUGCUUCGAGUGAUAAUAUUAUGGUCCAGUACCAUGCGUUGGGAGUUUUGUAUCACCUUAAAAAGAAUGAUCGCCUUGCUGUUUCUAAGAUGUUGAAUAAAUUUACUAAAUCUGGCCUCAAAUCACAGUUUGCUUACUGCAUGUUGAUCCGAAUUGCCAGUCGCUUACUGAAAGAAAAUGAAGAGGGCCAUGAAAGUCCAGUCUUUGAUUUCAUUGAGAGCUGCUUGCGAAAUAAACAUGAAAUGGUUAUUUAUGAAGCUGCUUCAGCUAUCAUCCAUCUUCCUAAUUGUACUGCAAGGGAGUUGGCACCUGCUGUUUCAGUUCUUCAGCUUUUCUGUAGCUCUCCUAAGCCAGCUUUGAGAUAUGCAGCUGUGAGGACCUUGAACAAGGUGGCAAUGAAGCACCCCUCUGCUGUUACUGCCUGCAACCUAGACUUAGAAAACUUGAUCACAGACUCAAACAGAAGCAUUGCUACCCUGGCCAUUACUACACUCCUCAAAACAGGAAGUGAGAGCAGUGUGGAUAGGCUUAUGAAGCAGAUAUCAUCUUUUGUGUCUGAAAUCUCAGAUGAGUUCAAGGUGGUGGUUGUACAGGCAAUUAGUGCUCUCUGUCAGAAAUACCCUCGAAAGCACAGCGUCAUGAUGACUUUCCUCUCCAACAUGCUCCGAGAUGAUGGAGGCUUUGAAUAUAAGCGGGCCAUUGUGGACUGCAUAAUCAGCAUCGUGGAAGAGAACCCUGAGAGUAAAGAAGCAGGUCUCGCCCACCUUUGUGAAUUCAUUGAGGACUGUGAACACACUGUUCUGGCUACUAAGAUUCUCCACUUGUUGGGCAAAGAGGGCCCCAGAACACCUGUCCCCUCCAAGUAUAUCCGCUUUAUUUUUAAUAGGGUCGUGCUGGAGAAUGAGGCCGUCAGAGCUGCUGCUGUGAGUGCUCUGGCUAAAUUUGGGGCUCAGAAUGAGAAUCUUCUCCCAAGUAUCCUUGUACUCUUACAAAGGUGUAUGAUGGAUACUGAUGAUGAGGUACGGGACAGAGCUACCUUCUAUCUGAAUGUGCUACAGCAGAGGCAGAUGGCACUGAAUGCUACCUAUAUCUUCAAUGGUCUAACAGUCUCUGUGCCAGGGAUGGAAAAAGCCUUACACCAGUACACAUUGGAGCCUUCAGAGAAGCCCUUUGACAUGAAAUCUAUCCCCCUUGCUAUGGCUCCUGUCUUUGAACAAAAAGCAGAAAUCACACUGGUGGCUACUAAGCCAGAGAAGUUGGCUCCUUCCAGGCAAGACAUUUUCCAAGAACAACUGGCUGCCAUUCCUGAGUUUAUGAAUCUAGGACCCUUGUUCAAGUCAUCCGAGCCUGUCCAACUUACAGAAGCAGAGACAGAAUACUUUGUUCGUUGUAUCAAGCACGUGUUUACCAAGCACAUUGUGUUCCAGUUUGACUGUACCAAUACUCUCAAUGACCAGCUGCUGGAGAAAGUGACAGUGCAGGUGGAACCAUCAGACUCCUGUGAAGUGCUGUGCUGUAUCCCAGCGCCCAGCCUAACUUAUAAUCAGCCGGGAAUAUGUUACACUCUUGUUCGUUUACCUGAUGACGACUCUACAGCAGGUACUGAUACCCAGAAUGAAAGACAUAUGAUUGUGGGUACAUUACCACUUGAGCUCGUAAAUGUCUGGACAAGUAUUUGAGGUUCAAGAAUUUGUUUGUUUUCCAGAAUUAAAUGUAAUGAUAAUGAUGGUAUAUUUAUAUUUAUAAAAUUAAUUACUGCUAUAGAUAUACUAAUUUUAUAACUAAUUCUCUGAGUAAAAUAUGCUGGACAUUUAAUCUUAAAAGAGAAACUGAAUGUAUACAGUGGUAGCCCAAAAAGGAAUUCAGACUUUCUGUUGAAACAGUGUGACCACUGGUUCAUGUAGCUGAUGUCUCCUUGAAGGAUCAUGGCCUCCUUCUCCCUGAUGUUUCUUUCCAGGGCAUCUUGGGGAUUUUUUACUUAGUAGAUCCAUGGCAUCUGAAAAUGUAUUUUUUUUAAGGGUCCUGUAGCCCAAGGCUGGCGUCUUAGUAUGUCUCAGCCCAGUAAGUGGCUUAGCCAACAACUGGGUGUCCACAUUUGAGAAAGGCUUUGUAAUUCUCCACUUGACCUG